Aaosphaeria arxii CBS 175.79 is the source of this 2316-nucleotide messenger RNA. RefSeq names its product mitochondrial Rho GTPase-like protein. The record is from RefSeq and is a predicted model, not a curated record. Bases 169 to 2046 code for a protein of 625 amino acids. The transcript has 3 exons. Gene Ontology annotation, cellular component: mitochondrial outer membrane. Gene Ontology annotation, molecular function: GTPase activity; GTP binding; calcium ion binding. NCBI's taxonomy places the organism in Eukaryota, Fungi, Ascomycota, Dothideomycetes, Pleosporales. Gene Ontology annotation, biological process: small GTPase-mediated signal transduction; mitochondrion organization; regulation of mitochondrion organization.
CUUCCGAGCGGGCAGUCGAGGACAUUCAUCCAACAAACACAACGACCUCAUGAAUGGAUGAAUAAAAAGAUACCACCAGUGCUAAUAACACCCUCCACAUACAACAACUCAACGACCUCUUGACCAUUCUCCUAGCAUGCAUUAAACACACAAUGCUGCUGCAUCAAUAUGGCAACUGUCCGGAUCUGCGUAUGCGGCGAUGAGGGCGUCGGCAAAAGCUCCCUCAUAACCUCCCUCGUCAAAGAUGUCUUCGUGACCGGCAAAAUCCAAUCUGUCCUCCCACAAGUAACACUCCCUCCAACCCUCGGAACCCCCGAUAAUGUUACAACAAUCGUCGUCGAUACCUCCGCGCUGCCUCACGAACGCCAGAACUUGCGGAAGGAACUACGGAAGUCGAACGUUAUCCUACUGGUUUAUUCGGACCACUACAGCUAUGAACGUGUCGCACUGUUCUGGAUGCCCUACUUUCGCUCUUUGGGAGUGAACAUACCCGUGGUGCUAUGCGCAAAUAAGGCUGAUGUUCAGUCGAAGGGAACGGCCUCUAAUGUUGUCGCGGAAGAGAUGCUGCCUGUUAUGAACGAGUUCAAAGAGAUUGAUUCAUGCAUUCGAACCAGCGCCAAGGAACACCACAACAUCAACGAGGUCUUCUUCCUCUGCCAAAAGGCCGUCACCCACCCUAUUGCGCCACUUUACGAUUCGAAGGAAGCUGCUUUGAAGCCGGCCGCCGUCUCCGCCCUUCAGCGCGUUUUCAAUCUCUGCGACCAGGAUAAAGACGGUUAUUGGAAUGACCAGGAAAUCCAUGAUUUCCAGAUCAAGUGCUUCGAGAAGCCUUUGGCUGAAGAUGACUUACCCAACAUCAAACGUUCUAUCCAGAGAUUUGUGCCCGAUGCCGCCGACGAUCGGGGCAUGGAUGAGAGGGGUUUCCUACUACUAAACAAGAUAUUCGCGGAGAAGGGCCGCCACGAGACGAUAUGGAUCAUAUUGCGAAAAUUCCAGUACACCGACAGUCUGAGUCUGAACGAGACGUUCCUGCACCCAAAGUUCGAUGUUCCGCAGCAUUCCUCGGCUGAGUUGAGUCCUGCCGGGUACCGUUUCUUUGUCGACUUAUUUGUCAAGUUUGACAGAGACAACGAUGGUGGGUUGAAUGACAGGGAGCUCCUGGCUCUUUUUGCACCUACUCCGGGUAUACCUCCGUCAUGGAUAGAUUCUGCCUUCCCGUCUUGUACCGUCCGUAACGAGGCUGGGCACAUCACUCUGCAAGGUUGGCUAGCCCAAUGGAGCAUGACAACAUUUGAGGAGCCCAAGACGACACUCGAAUAUCUGGCAUAUCUCGGAUUCGAAAGUACAGAGAAGGGAGGGACGACAGCGGCACUGAAAGUCACCAAGGCCAGAAAGCGUAGGAAGAAGCCUGGCAGGGUAGAACGGAAUGUCUUCUUGUGUUACGUUUUGGGCUCGAGUGGCAGCGGAAAGAGCGCACUGCUGUCAGCAUUUCUGCAACGACCCUUCAGCCAUACCUAUCACCCGACCAUCAAACCGCGAUCGGCAGUCAACAGCGUUGAGCUGCGUGGAGGAAAGCAAUGCUACUUGAUCUUAGAGGAGUUGGGAGAGUUGGAACCUGCGAUAUUGGAGAACCGGGCAAAGUUGGAUGCGUGCGAUUUGUUGUGCUACACGUACGACUCGAGCGAGCCGGAUAGCUUUGCACACAUCGUCGAGCUGCGGAAGAAGCACCCGCAUCUCGACGACCUGCCAGCCGUUUACACGGCACUCAAGGCGGACCAGGACAAGACGAUGCAAAGGUGCGAGCAGCAGCCGGAUGAAUACACGAGUGCUUUGAAUAUGGCUGCUCCGUUGCAUGUCAGUGCAAGGUGGAGCAGCAUCCAGGAGUUGUUUGUUCAUCUUGCGGAAUGCGCAACGUACCCAUCGACGGCAUUCCCAAAACACGACGAAGAGCCCGAAGACAACUCCAACCUCUACCUAGCUCUGGGAGCGAUAGCGUGCGCAGCUGCAUCUGUGGUUUUCAUCUGGAAGCGCAAUGCUUCGGUCUGAUGGGUGUAAGGUGCAAUAGCAUCAGUAGCUGAAGGAGUAGCCAAUGCACCAAAAGUCCAGUCUGGUCGGCGCAUUACUACGAGGCAGUGUCCACGUAUACAGCCACCCUGAAGUAGAUUUACCAUUCUAUAGAGUAGUCCACUGUAGUUGACGCGCUCACCCAACUCAACACAUUCUAAAUGGCAUGACAUAACAUGACAUAACGACAUCUGUUCAGAACUUUAUGAAAAAAGUAGUCCGACAUGAAAUGAUAUCCACACUUACCCUCCC